This is a messenger RNA of Seriola dumerili (greater amberjack), 1265 nucleotides long. It is a transcript of the gene ctsbb, whose product is annotated as cathepsin B-like. Gene Ontology annotation, biological process: regulation of catalytic activity. Gene Ontology annotation, cellular component: lysosome. NCBI's taxonomy places the organism in Eukaryota, Metazoa, Chordata, Actinopteri, Carangiformes, Carangidae. Gene Ontology annotation, molecular function: cysteine-type endopeptidase activity. Bases 84 to 1076 code for a protein of 330 amino acids. The transcript has 10 exons. The record is from RefSeq and is a predicted model, not a curated record.
AAAUAGUGAGAAGACUGAAGAAGAAAGGUGUUUUGUUCAGGAAGAGCCCAGAAUAAGAUCCAUCAAGGAAAAAACAGCACAGGAUGCAUCGCCUCGUCCUCCUCUGUGUGCUGGCGACCGCCUCGGUCACCUGGUCACAGCCUCAUCUGCCUCUGCUCUCCUCAAAGAUGGUCGACUUUAUCAACAAGGCCAACACCACCUGGACAGCCGGGCAGAACUUCCAUAAUGUUGAUAUCAGCUAUGUGAAGGGACUGUGUGGGACCAUACUGAACGGACCCAAGCUGCCAGAGGUGGUUCACAAUGUUGACGGCAUACAGCUUCCAGACAGCUUUGACCCGCGCCAGCAGUGGCCCAACUGUCCCACAAUCCAACAAAUCAGAGACCAGGGCUCAUGUGGAUCCUGUUGGGCCUUUGGGGCGGUCGAGGCGAUAUCUGACAGGUUAUGUAUCCACAGCAAUGGUAAGAUCUCUGUGGAGAUCUCAGCUGAAGAUCUACUGUCCUGCUGUGAUGAAUGUGGCAUGGGCUGUAAUGGUGGUUUUCCCUCCGCUGCCUGGGAGUUCUGGGCUAAGAAAGGGCUUGUGACAGGAGGCCUGUAUGACUCCAAAGUUGGCUGCAGGCCCUACACCAUCGCUCCCUGUGAGCAUCAUGUAAAUGGAACUCGUCCUCCAUGUCAGGGCGAAGGGGAGACUCCUAAGUGUGAGGAGCAGUGCAUCGAUGGAUACUCACCAUCCUAUCAGAAGGACAAACACUUCGGUAGACGCUCGUACAGCGUCCCGUCCCAGCAGGAGCAGAUCAUGACCGAGCUGUACAAGAACGGGCCUGUGGAGGCAGCUUUCUCUGUCUAUGAGGAUUUCCUGCUGUAUAAGACUGGUGUGUAUCAGCAUGUGACAGGAGAAAUGCUGGGUGGUCAUGCCAUUAAGAUCCUGGGCUGGGGAGAGGAGAAUGAGACGCCCUAUUGGCUGGUGGCAAACUCCUGGAAUAGUGACUGGGGAGACAAAGGUUUCUUCAAGAUCAAGCGUGGAAAUGACGAGUGUGGUAUUGAGUCAGAAGUGGUUACAGGAAUCCCACUCAACUAGAUCAAAUAAGUCCUGGCUGUAAUCAAGAGACUUUAAAACAAAGACCUUUAUUUUUGUAAAAACUUUAACCAUUGCAUUUAAAUUUUUAUAGAUUUCAUGUAAUCAACCGAGAUUAAAAUGCACAACAUGGUGAAACAAGAACCUUUUUGCAUUGUUAUUGUUCUAAAUAAACCAUCGUGUUGAUCUGCA